This is a messenger RNA of Dama dama (fallow deer), 1427 nucleotides long. RefSeq names its product BPI fold containing family B member 1 (gene BPIFB1). NCBI's taxonomy places the organism in Eukaryota, Metazoa, Chordata, Mammalia, Artiodactyla, Cervidae. The record is from RefSeq and is a predicted model, not a curated record. The coding region runs from base 1 to 1419 and encodes 472 amino acids. The transcript has 15 exons. Gene Ontology annotation, molecular function: lipid binding.
AUGGCCUACCCGUGGACCUUCACCUUCUUCUGUGGUUUGCUGGCAGCCAAGCUGGUAGGAGCCACCCUAAGCCCUCCUGUGGUUCUCAGUCUCAGCGCAGAAGUCAUCAAGCAGAUGCUGACACAGAAACUGGAGAAUCACGAUGUUACCGACACCCUGCAGAAGCUGCCGCUGCUCAGUGCCCUGGAGGAGUCGUCCGGGGGCAUUUCCGGCAACCUGGUGAAAUCCAUCCUGAAGCAAAUCCUCUGGCUGAAAGUCACCUCAGCCAGCAUCCCUCAGCUGCAGGUGCAGCCCCUGGCCGACAGCCGGCAGCUGAUGGUCAAGGCCCCCCUGGAAAUAGUGGCUGGAUUCAACACGCCCCUUUUCAAGACCAUGGUGGAGCUGCACAUGGAGGUGGAGGCCCAAGCCAUCAUCCAUGUGGAGACUAGCGAGAAGGACCACGCCCACCUGGCCCUCAGCGAGUGCUCCAACACCAACGGGAGCCUGCGCAUCAGCCUGGUGCACAAGCUCUCCUUCCUGCUCAACUGCUUAGCCGACAAGGUCAUAAGCUUUCUGACGCCAGCCCUCCCCAAACUGGUGAAAAGCGAGCUGUGUCCUGUGCUCAAGGCGGCCUUUGAGAACAUGCGUGGGGAACUCCUGAACCUGACGAAGGUGCCCAUGUCUCUCAACUCUGAGCACCUGAAGCUUGAUUUUAUUUCUCCUGUCAUCGACCACAGUGUUGUCCACCUCAUCCUGGGGGCCAGGUUGUUCAACUCGGAAGGAAAGGUGACUAAGCUGUUCAGUGUUGCUGGGGAUUCCCUGAAUCUGCCCACCCUGAACCAGACCCCUUUCAGGCUCACCGUGAGGAGGGACGUGGUGGUCACUAUCAUAGCUGCCUUGCUCCAUUCAGGAAAACUCACAGUCCAGUUGGACUAUGUGCUUCCUGAGGUAGCCCGCCAGCUGAGGUCAAGCAUCAAGGUGAUCGACGAAACGGCAGCAAAGCAGCUGGGGCCCACACAGAUCGUGAAGAUCCUGAGUCAGACGGCCCCAGUGCUCAUUCUGGACCAGGGCAAUGCCAAGGUGGCCCAACUGAUCGUGCUGGAAAUAUUCGCCAACGAUAAAGACAGCCGCCCCCUCUUCACCCUGGGCAUCGAAGCCUCCUCGGACCUUCAGUUUCACACCGAAAAUAAUCUACUCGUGCUCAGCUUUAAUGAAAUCAGAGCUGAUCGGAUCCACCUGAUGAACUCAGACAUUGGCGUGUUCAAACCUAAACUUCUGAACAACAUCACCACCGAGAUCCUCACCUCCAUCCUGCUGCCAAACGAGAAUGGCAAAUUAAGAUCUGGGAUCCCAGUGUCAAUGGUGAAAGACUUGGGAUUUAAGUCGUUUUCGUUGUCUCUGACCAAGGAAGCCCUUGUGGUCACCCCAGCCUCCUCUUAGAACCUCGG